AUGUAUUAUUUUAAAUUAAUUUUUUACAUUUUCUUGUUAAUUUUUAUUAACGUAUCUGUUGAGAAAACUAAAGGAAAAAGGAAUAAUUUAUUAUUCCACCGUCGUUGCAAAAGAGGGAAUAAUUUUGGGUGUUUUGGAGGUGGAAGUAGGUCUAAUCAACCAUUAAGACAACGUGAAGGAAAGGCACAUGUACAGCAAGGAAGGGAAUCUAAAAGAAGAAAUUCAAAAAGGGCUUUGUAUAUUUUCGAUAACUUUUUCUACUCUCACGUUCAAUUACAUGUAAAUAUUUUUUAA
This is a messenger RNA of Meloidogyne enterolobii, 294 nucleotides long. The record is from the annotation of a GenBank genome assembly. Lineage: Eukaryota; Metazoa; Nematoda; Chromadorea; Rhabditida; Meloidogynidae.